Toxotes jaculatrix (banded archerfish) is the source of this 2850-nucleotide messenger RNA. It is a transcript of the gene fzd9b, whose product is annotated as frizzled class receptor 9b. The coding region runs from base 499 to 2256 and encodes 585 amino acids. The transcript is spliced from 2 exons. Gene Ontology annotation, biological process: non-canonical Wnt signaling pathway; canonical Wnt signaling pathway. The record is from RefSeq and is a predicted model, not a curated record. Gene Ontology annotation, molecular function: Wnt receptor activity; Wnt-protein binding. Lineage: Eukaryota; Metazoa; Chordata; Actinopteri; Toxotidae. Gene Ontology annotation, cellular component: plasma membrane.
UGAACGCGGAGGACGAAGAGCUGGAGCCGACAGACAGACAGGCAGGCAGGGAGACAGUUGCGGCUAAACAAGCUCUCUGGACGCCUUACAAGCGGCUCAAACGGCCGCUUUUCAUCCGCGGUUACUGGCGGUGGGUCUGAGGAUUUACACUCAGCACUCGGUGUCUGAUUUAGAUGAUUUUCCUCCAUUGUCGAAGUUUCCGACUGUCACGUUUUUAGCUGCGGACCUUCGCUUCGCCUGUCUGUGGGAUUAAACGUUUUAAUUCAGCACUAAAUGCUCAAACAGUGUGUUAGUGUGUGUGAGCAGCUGUUUUUUUUUUUUUUUUUGGACUGUUUUUCUAACGGAGCAUUGACGGCAAAGGCAAAAUCUUGGACCUGCCUUCGCCAUGGGGAAAUAGCGGGGAUCUCUCUCUGUAACCGACCCCGUGUUUUUGACUUUUUUCAUGGUAGUUUUUAAAGGACAGAGCUCGGUUUGUUUGUUUGCUUGUUUUCUAAAAUAAUGAGCAUGGAUGGUUGUCCGCUGAAGGUGGUGAUUUUCCUGUGGUGUCUGCUGGUGAUUUCUGGCUCCAGCUUUGAGAUAGGCUCCUAUGACCUGGAGCGAGGCAGACCGGCCAAGUGCGAGCCCAUCGUGAUCCCCAUGUGCGAGGGGAUCGGCUACAACCUGACCCGGAUGCCCAACUUCAUGGACCACGACGACCAGAAGGAGGCUACCAUCAAACUUAACGAGUUUGCCCCUCUCGUGGCUUACGGCUGUGAUGUGCACCUCCGCUUCUUCCUCUGCUCCCUUUACGCCCCCAUGUGCACGGACAAAGUGUCGACCUCCAUCCCCGCCUGCAGACCCAUGUGUGAGCAGGCCAGGGAGAGGUGUGCACCCAUCAUGAAGAAGUUCAGCUACACCUGGCCGGACUCCCUCGACUGCUCCAAGCUGCCCACCAGAAACGACCCCAAUGCUCUGUGCAUGGAGGCCCCUGAGAAUGAAACCAGGACAGAAGGUAAGAAAGGCGAGGGCAUGCUUCCAGUGCCCCCUCGCCCCAGGCAGCCAGGCACCAGCAGCAGCCGCUCGCCGGGCAGCAUGGGCUCCUGUGAGAACCCAGACAAGUUCCAGUUUGUGGAGAAGAGCCAGUCGUGUGCGCCUCGCUGUUCCCCAGCUGUGGACGUCUUCUGGUCCAGGCAGGACAAGGACUUUGCCUUUAUUUGGAUGACAGUGUGGUCCAUCCUCUGUUUCGUCUCCACUGCCUUCACAGUCCUAACCUUCCUCCUGGAGCCUCACCGUUUCCAGUACCCAGAGCGGCCCAUCAUCUUCCUCUCCAUGUGCUACAACGUCUACUCUGUGGCCUUCAUCAUCCGCUCGGUGGCUGGGGCUGAGAAUAUCGCCUGUGACCGUGAGCACGGAGAGCUCUACAUCAUCCAGGAGGGGCUGGAGUCCACUGGCUGCACCAUCGUCUUCCUAAUCCUCUACUACUUUGGUAUGGCUUCCUCUAUCUGGUGGGUCAUCCUCACACUCACCUGGUUCCUGGCAGCAGGGAAGAAGUGGGGCCACGAGGCUAUCGAAGCCCACAGCAACUACUUCCACAUGGCAGCUUGGGGCAUCCCUGCUCUAAAGACCAUCAUCAUCCUCACAAUGAGAAAGGUGGCUGGGGAUGAGCUGACGGGGCUGUGCUAUGUCGGGAGCAUGGACUCUGGGGCACUCACCGGCUUCGUCCUCAUCCCUCUCUCCUGCUACCUGAUCAUCGGCACCUCUUUUAUCCUCACGGGCUUUGUGGCUCUCUUCCACAUCCGCAAGGUGAUGAAGACGGAGGGCACCAACACAGAGAAGCUGGAGAAGCUCAUGGUGAAAAUUGGUAUCUACUCCAUCCUCUACACGGUGCCGGCCACCUGCGUCAUAGUCUGCUAUUUCUACGAGAGGCUCAACAUGGACUACUGGAAGCUGAGGGGGCUGCAGAUGAAAUGUGGCUCGUUCAACGGUCACAGCAGCGACUGCUCGCUGCAGACGUCUGUGCCCACAGUGGCCGUGUUCAUGCUGAAGAUCUUCAUGUCGCUGGUGGUCGGCAUCACCAGCGGGGUGUGGGUGUGGAGCUCCAAGACCCUGCAGACCUGGCAGGGCCUGUGCAGCAGGAAGCUGGCGGACAGGACUAGUAGUAGGAAACCCUGCAGCGGCGUGAGCUGCGGCAGCACACACUGCCACUACAAAUCUCCUGCUGUGGUUCUCCACAUGGCCAAGACUGACCUGCACUCAGACAACCCCACACACGUCUGAGAGGGAGCAAGCAUACACACACACACAUUUCACACAGCCAAAUGCAAGCACAAACACACACACACACACACACACACACACACACAUACACACACUUUACGCCCUGUGUAAGGAGCUGCUAAAGACUUUAUAAGAAGAAGAGUGGUUGAAUUGAACUGUCAGUUACUCCUCUGCUGCUGCCAAGGGACACACAGGUACAGGCAUCACUAUGAGAAACUAGCUAUAAACAGUAUUCAGUGCAUAAAGGGAAAUGUUCAGUAUUGUUACCCAUAUUUUUCUGUUCAUAGUGUUCUGUGCAGUAGACAUGCCCAAUGUUUUCAUAGCAAAAAUUUAAAAAAGGACUGUUAUGGGAGGCAUCCUAGGAAAUAUUAGUCUACCUUCCUCCCUGAAAGUGGCAUGAUAAACUGUAUAAAUCUGUAUAAAUGUUUUAUUUAUUGUAAAUAUAUUUAAUUUAAAGUUCACCUUGGCUCUUAUCAGAUUUGUUGUUUAGAUGCAUUUAUUAAAGGUCAAGGGGAAACUAAGUGCCUUUUAUAAGAACUCUGGUUCUGGCCUUUUGGAGGAAUAAUAAAUUUGUGGAAUUCAUGUUCAACUCUC